UUGAAUGACUCGAUUAGGGUGUUGGCUAGCAGUAGCCUUUCUGGUGGCCCUCGCUGGACUCGCAGAUGCUGGAUCCAACUGUUCAGCAGCCGACGCCACUAGAAACUGCAUCGAUGGACUUGUUAUACCUAUUUGGAGACCAUUCUUGGAUCUGACGACCGGUGACCGAGUAUUACGCGGAGUUCUCUACUUCUUCGUCAUCGCCUACAUGUUUUUGGGAAUCUCAAUUGUCGCCGACAGAUUCAUGAGCUCCAUCGAAGUGAUCACAUCAAUGGAACGAACGAUUGUAGUCAAACGACCGGGACUCGACCCGAUGGCAGUCCAAGUGCGCAUUUGGAACGAUACUGUCUCCAAUUUGACACUUAUGGCUCUCGGAUCGUCUGCUCCUGAAAUUUUGCUUUCGAUUAUUGAGGUUAUCGCCAGAGGAUUCGAAGCUGGAGACCUCGGACCGAACACCAUUGUCGGAUCAGCCGCUUUCAACUUGUUCAUGAUCAUCGCCAUCUGCGUCGUCGUCAUUCCAAAAGGAGAAAUCCGUCGUCAGAAGCAUUUGGAUGUGUUCUGUGUCACAGCCACAUGGUCCGUCUUUGCCUACGUGUGGCUCUACUUGAUCCUCGCCUUCUUCUCACCAGGAGAGAUCGAGAUCUGGGAGGGUGCGCUCACUUUCAUCUUCUUCCCACUUACCGUCUUCACAGCUUACAUGGCUGAUAUCAAGCUUAUCCAGAACAAGUUCUUGCCCCACAGAUACCGUAGAGGUUCUCACGGACAGAUGAUCGCCACUGAGGCUGAAGAAAUGAAAAUGUUGGAGAACGGAACACAGGGAGAUCCAGCUCUUAAAGCUUUUGAAGAACAUCGUCAAGAAUUCAUUGAGUUGAUGAGGGAGAUCAGAAAACAAAAUCCACAUAUUACCCCAACAGAGCUUCAGAAGCAAGCCGAAUACGAGAUGAUCAGCAGAGGACCAAAGUCCCGCGCUUUCUACCGUGUUCAGGCUACACGUAGAUUGAUCGGAGGAGGAGAUAUUGUAAAGAAGAGAAUUGACAAAGAGCACAAUAAGGCUCUUGAUGCUGCUCAAGAGAAGCAGUCGCGUGACAACACUUGCAAGAUCUUCUUGGAUCCAGCUCACUACACAGUUCUUGAGAGCGUCGGAUCUUUCGAUGUUGUCGUUGGAAGAGAUGGAGGACCAGACGGUCUCACUGUCAUGGUUGACUACUUCACUGAGGAUGGAUCUGCAAAUGCUGGAAGUGACUACAUUCCAGUGAAGGGAACUUUGACAUUCUACCCAGAAGAUAAACAUCAGAAGGUCACAAUCGAAGUUGUCGAUGAUGAUGUUUUCGAGGAGGACGAACACUUCUACCUUCGUCUGUGCAACCUUCGUGUCCGCACCAAGGAUGGAAUCAUCAUCGAUCCAACAAGAAUCGGAGGACUUCCAGUUGCUCAGCUCGAGAUGCCAAACACCGCCACCAUCAUGAUUCUCGAUGACGAUCACGCAGGAGUCUUCGGUUUCGAGCACGAUCACUUCCAGGUUGUUGAGAACUGCGGACAUUUGUCACUCCAAAUGAAGAGACACUCUGGUGCACGUGGAAAGGUCAUCAUUCCAUUCAGAACCGUCGAAGGAACUGCCUCGGCUGACAAGCACUUCGAGAUGAAGGAGGGAGAGAUCGUUUUUGAAGACAACCAGACUGAAGCUCUUGUUGAAAUUGGAAUUGUCGAUACUGAACAAUACGAACGCUCCGACUACUUCUACAUCGAGCUUUCCCCACCAAUCUGGGCCAAGAAGAUGAAUGACUUGUCGCGCAUCCAAGAGCGCUUCCAACGCCGUAUGGAACGCAAGAGAGGAUCGUCAGUUGCAUCGGAAUCCAAGGAUUCGAACACUGAGAACGCACUUGCUCCGGCCGAAAAAUCGACUCGAGCCGCCAGUGUCGACUUGCUUCAACCGUCAUCGGAUCCACGUAGAUCAUCACAAACCAACUCACCUCACCUCACCAGUCGAUUCAGGAACCGUUUAGGAUCAUGGAUCGCCGGAAUGAAAGGCGGUAACGGAGACGAUGAGGUCACAACUUCAUUGACACCAUCUCAACUUGAAAUCGCCGAGAUGGGAAAACCAAGACUCGGAGAGUUCACCAAGUGCCAGAUCACAAUCAGAGAAUCCAAGGAAUUCCAGGGAAUCGUCGACCGUAUGAUCAAGAAUGCCAACACCCGUAUCAUGCUCGGAACUCACUCGUGGAGAGAGCAAUUCAUGGAGGCUCUUGUCGUAUCCGCUGGAGAUGAUGAUGAUGAUGAGGGAGAGGAUGGUGAGGAUGGAGAAGAGAAGGAGCCAGAAGAGCCAGGAUGCAUGGAUUACGUUAUGCACGUUCUUACUGUUCCAUGGAAGCUCACUUUCGCUACCAUCCCACCAACUGACUACUUCGGAGGAUGGGCUACAUUCGUUGUCGCUAUCUUCAUGAUUGGAGUCCUUACCGCUGUUGUAGGAGAUCUUGCUUCUCAAUUCGGAUGCUGGGUUGGACUUAAGGAUGCUGUCACCGCUAUCUCAUUUGUCGCUUUGGGAACAUCUGUGCCAGAUACUUUCGCAUCGAAGGUGUCGGCCGUUCAGGACAAGUACGCUGAUAAUGCCGUCGGAAACGUCACCGGAUCCAACGCUGUCAACGUUUUCUUGGGUAUCGGAAUCGCCUGGUCGAUGGCCGCAAUCUACCAUUGGAAUCAGGGAACCAAGUUCUUGGUUGACCCAGGAAAUCUUGGAUUCUCCGUGCUCAUUUUCUGCACAGAAGCUGUUUUGUGCAUCAUCGUCUUGGUGCUCAGAAGAAAUAAGAAGGUCGGAGGAGAGUUGGGAGGACCGAUUGCAUUGAGGUGGAUGACAGCAAUGUUCUUCGCCUCGCUUUGGUUCAUGUACCUUCUUCUCUCCGCAUUGGAAGCCUACUGUAUCAUCCCUGGCUUCUAAAUCCGCGAGCAAACCAGCGUCUUCAAUUUUUUCCGAUCGCGAAGAAGAAGUGGCUGGCAAACUCGCAAAGCUCGAUGCAAAAUCUCUUCACCCCCUCAUCCCGCCAAUUCAAUCAUCAUAUCACCGCAUUUAUCAUUUGCCGGGCGUUUCUCUCAGUUUGCUCACACUCUGCGUGCAACUCUCAUUAAACAAAAACAAACUUCCUUGCAAAACACUUUCCAAACUGUUUCGCUUAUGUCUUCUUCCUCUUCCCUAUCUCCUCUUCCUCAAAAACUACAAGAAUCCCCAUUUUCUAGUCCAUUUUUCCCUUUAGUCUGUACCAUAGCAUAUUUUACAUUUAGGAUACAAUAAUUUUGUUUUUUUUUCAAAUUCAAUAAUAACUUUUACGAGUUGUCAACCCAAAACGAUUCUCUGGAAUUUCAGAAUUAGCCAGGAUUUCCGUGAGAAUUGUUUUCAUCACCCCCCCCCCCCCCCCCACCCCAAAACACUGUUUCUUUUCUGGUCGACAAAGGUGCCUAAAUCGUUUUUUCUUUUUCACUCUCCUCUUCCUUCUCCUAUUUUUCUUGUUUUUCUCACUUUGUGAUUAUAUUUUUUUUCCUGAUUUUCUUCUGUUUUAAUCUUCACUUUUUAUCCAUUUGAAGUUAUAUCAUAAGAUUAUCAAUCUUCCUCGUUGCUUUUUGCAUCAAAUCUUUCAUUUUCAGUUAUUUUUCCCCUGCUCUUGAAAUCUCUCUUCUCUCUUUAUGUUUUCAGUUUCAUUGAUGAAUCAUUUCAAAUUGUAUGAAAAUUGUACACAUUAAAAAA
Caenorhabditis elegans is the source of this 3733-nucleotide messenger RNA. RefSeq names its product Calx-beta domain-containing protein (gene ncx-2). Gene Ontology annotation, biological process: transmembrane transport; cell communication; calcium ion transport. Gene Ontology annotation, molecular function: calcium:sodium antiporter activity. Gene Ontology annotation, cellular component: membrane; plasma membrane. NCBI's taxonomy places the organism in Eukaryota, Metazoa, Nematoda, Chromadorea, Rhabditida, Rhabditidae. The record is from RefSeq and is marked reviewed.